This is a messenger RNA of Manihot esculenta (cassava), 1194 nucleotides long. RefSeq names its product elongation factor 1-beta 1. Gene Ontology annotation, biological process: translational elongation. The transcript is spliced from 6 exons. The record is from RefSeq and is a predicted model, not a curated record. Gene Ontology annotation, cellular component: eukaryotic translation elongation factor 1 complex; cytosol. Gene Ontology annotation, molecular function: translation elongation factor activity; guanyl-nucleotide exchange factor activity. The coding region runs from base 232 to 906 and encodes 224 amino acids. NCBI's taxonomy places the organism in Eukaryota, Viridiplantae, Streptophyta, Magnoliopsida, Malpighiales, Euphorbiaceae.
UCGCUCACUUUCCCUGGCAAGAAAAUCACAGAAACAGAAUCAGGGCUAAGCAACAGAAUAUCCAAAUCCACACUAUUUCUAGGGUUUGUUUUACUUUGCCAGAUCGCCUGCAUAUAUAAAUAUCACACCUUCACUUGACUAGAUCUUUUAGCUCUGCUGCUUCUUCCAUUCGUAGUCGCCCCUCUUUCUUCCACUGUCUCGUGUCCGCCUCCUCCUCUUACUCUGUCACCAAUGGCCGUCACUUUUUCAGAUCUCCACACUGAAUCAGGCCUCAAGUCCCUCGAUGGUUUUCUUGCUGGAAAAUCUUAUAUUUCUGGGGCAAAACUCUCAAAGGAUGACAUAAAGGUAUACGCUGCCGUCUUGGCGAAGCCUGGAGAUGCCUUCCCAAAUGCCAGUAAGUGGUACGACUGCGUAACUUCACAUCUUGCCGCAAGCUUCCCUGGGAAAGCUGUUGGUGUAAGAAUCGGCGGCAAAGCUGCUGCUCCAGCUGAAGCUGCUGGCCCUGCUAAGGAGGCUGCUGCUGAUGGAGAUGAUGAUGACUUGGAUCUCUUUGGUGAUGAAACGGAGGAAGAUAAGAAGGCAGCGGAGGAAAGGGAGGCAGCUAAAAAGUCUGCCAAGAAGAAAGAGAGUGGAAAAUCUUCUGUUCUUAUGGAUGUGAAGCCUUGGGAUGACGAGACAGAUAUGAAGAAGUUGGAGGAGGCCGUACGGAGUGUUGAGAUGCCUGGUCUCCUGUGGGGAGCAUCAAAACUGGUUCCAGUUGGUUAUGGCAUCAAGAAAUUGCAGAUCAUGCUCACCAUUGUGGAUGACCUUGUAUCUGUGGAUGACCUCAUAGAGGAGCAUCUGACAGCUGAGCCUUGCAACGAAUACGUUCAGAGCUGCGACAUUGUUGCCUUCAACAAAAUAUAAGAACAAAGCUGAAUUUUGUUAUAUUCUACUGAUUCUAGCGUUAUAGCCAUUUUUGGCAUCUUUAGUUUGUCUGUCAUUUUCUUUUUGAUUGGUUUCUACUGUCAGCAUUUUCCCAUGGUUCUGCUUAUGUUUUUUUAGAUUGGUGAGAGUUGGAAAGAUUUAUCACUUGAAAUACCUGCCAUUGUCUUCAGCUGAGUGACCCGGCUCCUCUUUUUCCCCUUCACAAGGUAUUCCCCUCCUGCUAAAUGGCCACUGUACUGAUGGUGAAUGAGAACAAGACUUGGUAUC